AUGCCUUCGCUCAGGACUCUAGGCAAGCUCGCCGUCGGCGGCGCGCAGAUUAUCCUCGGUGGAGGCCAGCGCGUCAUGGGUGAUUUCACCCAGGCGUGCCCCAAUGCGCAACUGAGCUGCCACAACACGACUGCCGUGGAGAAUCUAUGCUGUUUCAACGCCCCCGGCGGGCAGCUGCUCCAGACACAAUUCUGGGAUGCAUCGCCUGCUACCGGACCAGAUGAUAGCUGGACGAUUCACGGGCUAUGGCCCGACCGCUGCGACGGCAGCUACGACGCAAGCUGCGACUCUACGCGCUCCUACUCCAACAUCAGCGCAAUUCUCACCUCCUUCGGCGCCACCGACCUCCUCGCCUACAUGUCGACCUACUGGAAAGACUACAAAGGCCACGACGAAUCCUUCUGGUACCACGAGUGGGCCAAGCACGGCACCUGCAUUUCGACGCUCGAGCCCGAAUGCUACACCGAGCACAAGCCCACCGAGGAAGUCGUGGAUUUCUUCCAGAAAACCGUCGAUCUGUUUAAAACGCUGCCGAGCUAUGAGUGGCUCAAAGAAGCAGGCAUCACGCCGAGUACCACCCAAACGUACACGUUUGAUGCAAUUCAAAAGGCUAUCCAGGCCAAACGCCCAGAUGUCGAGGUCACGCUGGGAUGUCGCUCCGGUGCGCUGAACGAGAUUUGGUACCACUUUGACGUGCGCGGCAGCGUGCAAACAGGUGAAUUCGUGCCGUCGAAUCCCGAUGGAACAAAGUCUACGUGCCCCAGAUCGGGAAUCAGGUACUUGCCUAAACACGGUAGUGGGUCGCAGCCUUCUCCCCCUAUCAUCACGACGACAGUGGCUGGUGGCAAUCCGGCGCCGACGGCUGCACCGGGUACCCCGUUUAGCGGGCGGGGCCAGUUGAAUGUGCUCGUUAACGGGGCGAAUAAGGGAUGUAUUAUUAGUAAGGGGACAUGGUACACGACUGGUACUUGUGCCACGUUCUCAGCUACAAAGGUUGGCGAGAAUGGGUUUACGCUUUCGAGCUCAAAGGGCAAGUGUGGCAUUGUUGGUGGUGCGCUGGCGUGCGGUAACAAUGUACGCACUGCGACGGGCUUUAGUAGUGCAGAUGGCCUGCUUGCUGCGGGUGGCAAUGCCAACUGGAGCGCCGACAAGGUUGCGCACGGAAGCACGCAGCAAAAGGUGUAUGCGGGUGGAGAUCACUCUGCUACAUUUAGCAUUUCCUGGCAAUCCGUCUAG
This is a messenger RNA of Bipolaris sorokiniana ND90Pr, 1236 nucleotides long. RefSeq lists its product as uncharacterized. The record is from RefSeq and is a predicted model, not a curated record. NCBI's taxonomy places the organism in Eukaryota, Fungi, Ascomycota, Dothideomycetes, Pleosporales, Pleosporaceae. Bases 1 to 1236 code for a protein of 411 amino acids. The transcript is spliced from 2 exons. Gene Ontology annotation, biological process: RNA catabolic process. Gene Ontology annotation, cellular component: extracellular region. Gene Ontology annotation, molecular function: RNA binding; ribonuclease T2 activity.